GUUUGACACCUGACUCUAGUGGGUCAUAAAGCUUCAUUGGUUUGCGCCUUUGCCUUAUGUCCUGCAUAGUGAUCGACGUUCGGUUAUUUCUCCAUACUCGGUCUUCUUUCUCUAUCUGGCGCAAUAAUGCUGCAGAUUCGAAAGUACUGAUUGCCAGAUGGUAGUCUGGUGAUCAAUGGAUUUUGCUUUGAACCAAACACGAGGCCCAAAACGCCACAUCCCUCACCACACUUUCCUCGAUCCCCCAUACUGCCUUCCCUUUGAAAGGGUUGUCACCGUAAAUUGGAUGUGUUACUCACACAUCAAACGGGAGUAGUGCACCAUAUAAUAGUCCCCGACUCACGCAGGAGUCAUGUCGAAUCACGAGGCGAGUCCUUCGGCAAUGAAGACACGCAAGCUUCUUGAGGUCCAAGAGCUGCGUCCCCACAAUGCUGCCCAAUUGUAAGAACAUGAGGCUCAACAAGCAAGGGCCGAAAAAAACAAGCUCUUCAGAAGCGAUCAAACAAAAAGGAAAGAGGAGAAGUAAUAGCUCGUCGCAGGCCAUCUGAUGGGAGCUGGUUCGAAACCCGACGAGACUUCACCACAAAACUUGUGGAAACCCCGAGAACCUGCCUUUACCGCCUGUCAGUCCACAACGAAAAACACUUCCCCUGUUGUUCUGUUGUCUAGCCUUUGAGGUCCGUCCGACAUCCUGAACAAGUGCACUAUUGCUUGCUGCUUGCCUGCUGUCCUACUUGAGGUUGGUACUGUUGUCUUUACAUUUACCAUAUCUCUCUAUCAAUUCCAUCCUCUUGAUUUCGUAUUUCUCAUUUUUACCCAAUAAUUGUUGAUCAGGUUGUAUACAUACCUAAAGUCUCAUUCAUUUUGCUACUCGUAUAGCUGGCUGUUUCCCAAGCCGUUUCACCCGGUUCUUCAAUUGUUCUAGCUUAGUCGCGUUUGUUUCGUUCUCUUUCCUUCGAAAAAGUUCCACCCCUCACUGUCUUUUUUCUGUUCUGGCCACUCGAUACCUUUUGAGCCAGUAUCUGUACCGAACCAGAGUAAAAGAUUAUAUAUCUACAUAGCGUAUACAAUCUUCCACGCACAUUACCGCCUUUUCGGCAGAUACGAUGCAACGCACCAAACUCCGUACUAUGCCAUCUCUCGAUUCUGGGUAUUUUGAACACAGCCCUCCUUCUUCUUCUUCCCCUCCACCAACGGAUGAAGAGAAGAUGAGUGUACCAACACUAGCUGGUGAGGCGCUGGAUUUGUUGGCUAGCCAGGACAUGAUGGCUUUAGGUGAUUUCAUUGCCGAGCUUCGAGAGGAUUACGACCUACGCACGGCCGUAGUUGAUGAGGUAUUGGAACACAUGACUACACACGGGUGGGUCCAGCUUUGGAAGAGGAAAGGGACGGAAGAAGCUUGGAUUAGUGUUACGGAAGACUAGAACACAAUUCAUCCUCGAAGGACACAAACUAUAUUGUUUAUACCUGCAUUGUAAUUGAUGGGCGGGGUCUUCGAGAGCGACGAGCGGGUUCCGGAGGAUCGACAAUCAGAAGUCAAAUAAGAAAGAAGUCUUAUGAGGAAGGAUCCCCAACCAAGAAGUCGUUCCUAACAUCUUUGUAAUUUCGUUGCCCAAUAGUUUAUUUAUCGUCAUUCGUGCUCUACCCUUUAUAUACGUGCUUCUUUUCAUUUCUCAUCGAGCUGUGCUUUUCCUCCCCCCACACUAUCAAUCAUAACAUAUGGCGCUCACAUUGGUAGAUAUUUUCCCUUUCAUCUUGAACAGAAGAACAAGAAAUGUAUAAUAAAAGAACUUAAUUAUUUAAAUGCCAAAAGACAUCGGCGCACAACAUUUAGUUUACGUAAGCGUCUAUUCGCGGAUGAAAUCGUCGUG
Messenger RNA from Cryptococcus deneoformans JEC21, 1871 nucleotides. RefSeq lists its product as hypothetical. The record is from RefSeq and is a predicted model, not a curated record. The coding region runs from base 1107 to 1424 and encodes 105 amino acids. The transcript has 4 exons. Lineage: Eukaryota; Fungi; Basidiomycota; Tremellomycetes; Tremellales; Cryptococcaceae.